AUGAAGAGGAAUUCUGCGCCAUCGGGAGAUCAACAACCCAAGAAACAGCCUACAAAUGAGGUGGGGAAAGUCAAGUCUCUUUUCAACGCCAAGAUUUGGGAUCCCAAGUUCCAGAAGGACCUAAGACAGGAGAUCCACGACUCCAAGCCUUACAAUUGGGGUACUAUCCGCGAUCUGGUCGACGAUGACCUUCUGCGCGCCGUGAGGAAAGAGGUUGAAACACAAAUCCAUUUUACGAAGAAGGAGACAGACAUUUACAAAGUCAACCAGAGUGGAGAUUUGGCCAACCUUUCGGGUCUAGACUGGGAGGAUCUUUCGCGUCUGCCCAACCUGUGCAAGCUGCGUGAGAUCUUGUACUCUGAAGUGUAUCGGGACGUGAUUUCGUACGUCACUGGCGCGGGUAAAUUAUCUGGCUCCAAGAUGGACAUGUCUAUCAACACCUACACAAAGGGCUGCCACCUUCUAACGCAUGACGAUGUGAUUGGCUCUAGAAGAGUCAGUUUCAUCUUGUAUCUCCCAGAUCCUAACACGCGUUGGAAGGACCACUACGGUGGAGGGCUGCGUCUCUUCCCAAGCAUCGUUGCGAACGUGCCACACAGUGACCACAGCGCCAAGCUGGUCCCUCAAUUCAAUCAAAUCGCAUUCUUCCAAGUGCAGCCUGGCUUUUCUUUCCACGAUGUCGAAGAGGUUCGCGUAAACAGACAUCGUCUGUCGAUUCAGGGCUGGUACCAUAUCCCACAAGAGGGCGAAAAAGGCUACAUCCCAGGAGAAGAGGAGGAAUGGGUUAAAACAAACACAAGUACGCUAGCACAAUUGGAGUCUAACGUGUUGCAAGAUUACGAGUUCCCCAAGGGAGAGAGAGAUGUUUUGCCGCCUCAUCAGAUAAAACAUUUUGAAAAUCUCCUGCAUAACCAGCCUGCCAACCAAGAAGCUGAGAAUGAAGCCACUGAGCAGCCAUUGCCCGACAUGAGGUUCCUGACCAAGGAAGAAAUGAAGUUCCUGUCGAGCUUUGUGAGCCCUGAAUAUCUGACACCUGAAGGCAUCUCAAGACUCCAGACACAGUUUCUUGAAAAGUCGCAUCUCCAGAUUGAAGACUUCCUUAACGAUGAGAGAUCAGACCUUCUGAAAAAACUGAUCAAGAGAGAUGAGUUUGAGAAGGAUUGCCCAUACGAAAGCGUUAACGUUGAGAGACCAUGGAAAACCGCAAUGCCGCCUCAUAAGUGGAGAUACCUGUACAUUGAUGGUAAGUCUCAUGAGAACUUCCGCAAUGAACAAGACAUCCUCGAUAAUCUGAACAAUGAAGAGAGGCCAAAUUAUGUCCUUCUCAAGCAAACCUUAGACAAGUCGAAGCAUGACACAGAAACGGAACUAAUAACUGUUGCAGAAUUUCUACAAAGCACUGCUUUCAAGAAAUAUCUUGCUUUGGUCACUCUCCUAUCGCCAAUAAGUGAACAGGUCCUAAUUAGACGUUUCCGCCCCGGAAAAGAUUUUACGUUGGCCACCCAGCUCAACAAAAAUGCGUUAUUAAAGGAUGUCGAGGGGCUUGUUGAUGCAGUCCUCGAGGGGACUCUGUGCCUGACCCCAAGCAAUGGAUGGGAAUCCGGGGAAGUCGGCGGUUACGAAUUGUAUAUGGACAACCAAGAAGAGAGCGAAAACAUGGACAAAGACAUUGAAGACGCAGCUGUCUACAAGAGCGAUGAUACAGGGGACGCUGUGUUGAUCAACAAGCCACCUAGCUGGAACUCCUUGAACCUUGUUCUGAGAGAUGAAAGUGUUUUACAAUUCAUCAAGUAUGUAAGUUGGUCCGCAAAGUCCAGUCGCUGGGACAUCACUGCGCAGUGGGACGUCAAGGCUGUAGACGGUGACGACAAAUGA
Lachancea thermotolerans CBS 6340 is the source of this 1875-nucleotide messenger RNA. RefSeq names its product oxidative DNA demethylase (gene TPA1). Gene Ontology annotation, cellular component: cytoplasm. Gene Ontology annotation, biological process: peptidyl-proline hydroxylation; regulation of translational termination. The record is from RefSeq and is a predicted model, not a curated record. The transcript has a single exon. Lineage: Eukaryota; Fungi; Ascomycota; Saccharomycetes; Saccharomycetales; Saccharomycetaceae. Gene Ontology annotation, molecular function: L-ascorbic acid binding; iron ion binding; peptidyl-proline dioxygenase activity. The coding region runs from base 1 to 1875 and encodes 624 amino acids.